AUGCCACAGCGGCAUCGCUCGGAAUCAGACCAGCGGAUGUUAUUUUUUGCUUUUUUUGUUUUUGUUUUAAAUAUAUAUAUAUAUAUAUUUUUUGAAACGAAGUCUCCACAGAUGGACCACAUGCCUCACGGUGACGUUCAGAUUUCAUCCAUCGGUCAGACCUUUUCGCUCACAGUUGUAUUAAUUUCGCUGCCCUGUAUCUUAACCUUUCUCUGUUUUCUCGCAGUGGUGGUGAACAUCAUGUGGUGGAUGGUGAUGAUCUCAGCCAUCGGUUUGGGCGCCACUCAUUUGGGCCUGUGCCCGUCGCAGCCCAGAAUCCCCGUCUACCUUCUGGUUCUGGGCGUGUCCAGCCUGCUGGCUCUGUCCGUGACGUACUGCCGCUUCGUGCGCGACGACGGCGCGAUGAGCACGCUCGCCACCGUCUGCAUGGCCCUGCUGCACCUCUUCACGUUCUGCUGGUUCGUCGCAGGCACCAGCUGGGUCUACGGCGCGUAUCCGCCCAGCUACACGCCCGGGGAAGCCCGGUACUGCCACAAGACCACCUACAACUUCGCCUUUGUGGUCACCACCCUGAUGUGGGCCGCCACCACGCUGUCGCUGUGCUGCUGCGCUUGCUUCCUGUCGCUGACCUGCUUCACGGCGAGACGCAGGCUGACGCCCAGCCGCACCGCCUCGUACGGAACCGCUCAUCUUCUUCAAGAAGACACGGCAGCAGCAGCAGGUGGUGUCUGAUCGCAACCCAAGUGUGGACUUUUUUGGGGGGGCCUUUUCACUCUUGACAGUAUUUUUCCUUUAAAUUGCUUCAGUUUGUUAAUAAAAAC
This is a messenger RNA of Phycodurus eques (leafy seadragon), 821 nucleotides long. Its product is annotated as transmembrane protein 272-like. Bases 1 to 732 code for a protein of 243 amino acids. The record is from RefSeq and is a predicted model, not a curated record. The transcript is spliced from 3 exons. Lineage: Eukaryota; Metazoa; Chordata; Actinopteri; Syngnathiformes; Syngnathidae.